GGAGAGAAUAAUAUAUUAAGGCAGAUAAGCAGAAGUGACUGAUGCACUCUCAAAGCAGCUGGACUGCAGAAGGAUUACAGCAGGAGCAGAAGAGCAGACACAUAGCCAAUAAGGUAAGAGUAGACUGUGCAUAGCAAGGGAGACAGCGUCCAGUGAGCAACAGUGUUCGGGGAGGAUUUCGGAUACAGAAAAGAACAGACUCAACAGGGAAAACAGGAAAAUGUCAAACAGCGUUUACAAGAAGAACAGUAGAAAUGGCUUGAUUUGUAUUUACUUGGGAAAGAGAGACUUUGUGGACCAUGUGGACCAUGUUGAUAUUGUGGACGGGGUGAUCAAGGUGGACACUUCAGAACUGGAUGGAAGAAAAGUGUUUGUGCAGCUGGCUUGUUUCUUCCACUAUGGGAAGGAAGAUUUGGAUGUGAUCAGUUUGUCCUUCAGAAAAGACAUUUGGAUCCAGCAUAUUCAAAUUUAUCCUCCACCUGCUGAUGACAAACCGGUUAUCACACCCAUGCAGGAUGUCCUCAUGAAGAAAGCAGGGGAAGGAUCACACCCCUUCACUUUUAAUAUUCCACCAAACCUGCCAUGCUCUGUAUCUUUUCUCCCAGCGCCAUGGGACAAAGGCAAGGCUUGUGGUGUUGACUUUAAAAUAAAAGCCUACAUUGCCAACAUGGCCGAUGAUCCAGAUGAGAAAAUUGACAAAAAAGAAACUUGUCAAUUGAUCAUUCGCAAAAUCCAGUUUGCACCAGACAUGUUGCUACCUGGGCCUGAGGUCAAUAUCUGCAAGCAAUUCAUGUUUUCAGGAAAGAUGAUUCACCUGGAGGCCUCCUUACAGAAGGAGGUUUACUAUCAUGGGGAUCCAAUCCGGGUCAGAGUGAAAAUAACCAACCAGACCAAAAAAGUGGUGAAAAAAAUCAAAAUUUCCAUUGACCAGACAGUAGAUGUUGUGCUCUACUCAACUGACAAAUACACCAAAGUUGUUCUCUGUGAGGAAUUUCGGGAUCAAGUAAAUAGCCAAACAACAUUUGAGAAGGAUUACAUAGUCACACCUCUCCUGGCCAACAACAAAGAGAAAUAUGGUCUGGCAUUGGACAGCAGGCUAAAAGACGAAGACACAAACCUUGCAUCAUCCACAAUUCUCCAAACUGGUACGUACAAAGAUGUACAGAGCAUUCUGGUGUCUUACAAAAUCAAAGUCAACCUCAUGGUGGUCGGUGCUGGUGUCUUGGGAAGCCUUAUAUCCAGUUAUGUUACUGCUGAAAUACCUCUGAUCUUGAUGUCACCAAAGCCAACAGGUGAUGUUAUAUUAGAUAUUAGAUGUAGAUCAAGUGUAUCAUGCAUAGGACCUUUCUAUAGCUAUAUGACUAUUGAUAAGUUACUAAUAAUUUACUAAUGUAUACACCUUUCUUUUCCUGCAUGCAUUUCAAUUUCAACAGACAUGUAAGUGGAAAUCUUACAUCUCAGCUACAGUAUAAAGCACAUUUUUAUCUUUUUGUGAUACCUAUUGUUAUGUUUUCUCAAAGUUGAUAUGGUUUCUUUCACUUAGAAUUAAUGUUCAGUUAUGUAGUGUAUU
Messenger RNA from Tachysurus vachellii, 1570 nucleotides. It is a transcript of the gene arr3b, whose product is annotated as arrestin 3b, retinal (X-arrestin). Lineage: Eukaryota; Metazoa; Chordata; Actinopteri; Siluriformes; Bagridae. The record is from RefSeq and is a predicted model, not a curated record. The coding region runs from base 221 to 1390 and encodes 389 amino acids. The transcript is spliced from 14 exons. Gene Ontology annotation, biological process: visual perception; signal transduction; G protein-coupled receptor internalization. Gene Ontology annotation, molecular function: G protein-coupled receptor binding.